Messenger RNA from Anopheles arabiensis, 1845 nucleotides. RefSeq lists its product as uncharacterized. The transcript is spliced from 3 exons. The record is from RefSeq and is a predicted model, not a curated record. The coding region runs from base 1 to 1845 and encodes 614 amino acids. NCBI's taxonomy places the organism in Eukaryota, Metazoa, Arthropoda, Insecta, Diptera, Culicidae.
AUGUCGUACGCGUUUGCCCGUGGCUCACCGCUGACCGAUGUGGUAGCGGUGUACCUAAGGUGGAUGUAUGAGGCCGGGCUGAUGCGUUUGUUUCAUCAAGAUUACGAGCAGUAUCUGCAACCGAACGAUUAUGCACAUACGCUUGAAGAUUCGCUGGCGUUUGAGCAUCUGAUGUCGCUGUGGGUCUGUGUCGGUAUCGGAUUGGAAAAGCUUACCAGCUAUGAGAGUUAUCUUGCCUUGCCGUACCCAAAAGUGAUCGUACAGAGCGGCGUCUCCAUCGGCACACCCGAUGAGACAAGCUUAAUCGUAAUGUACAUCGAUUGCAGCACAUUGAGCAACUUUCACAUCCAAUUCAAAGCGAUCAUGCGUGACUUUACCAGGAUCGUUCGGAAUGGAAAGUACAUCGUACUGGUGGAGGACGCGUACCUUCCUAAGGGCAAUGUAGCGGUCGCAAUCGAGCUUGGAUCUGCGUUCUCAACGUACAACGUCGUGUACUGGUGUGUGACAGGGUUGCACCGGGCGACCGAGCUCCAGUACACGCUGUUCUUUGCGUCGAGCGUUUACUUCAUGAACGGUCCACUGGCGUACGCACCGGCGUUUGAGUGGAACCGCGGCCUGUUGCGCAAUGUCACGUUCGAUAUCUACGCCCAGGCAUUGAUAACCUUUCCCUACACCCACUUCCAGGGCGAACAUCGAUCGUUUUGUGGGAUUGAUGUGAACAUUUUUGAUACCAUUAUGGAACGGAUCGGCUGUCAGCUGAAGGUGCGCAUCAUACAACCGACGGAUAGUAGAGAAAAUGAUAUCGCGGACAUAACUGGCAGUUUGCAUCGGUUGAAAGCGGACGCAAUGAUGACGCGCCGACACAUCUAUGUGGGUAUUCUGCCCGUCGUGUACAUCCCGGACAUUACGUACUACUGUCUGGUAGCUCCACGCACUACGCAGAUCGACCUGACGCAAUCGUUGCUGCGUCCGUUCUCAGGCGCGGUUUGGUGGUUUAUCGUAGUGUGCACGGUUUUGAUAAGCGCAUUGAAUGAACUAUCCCAGCAGCACACUCGGCUUGGGCGACUGGCGCAACAGCUUUUCGCUCGCCAACCGAUCGCAUCCUUCUAUCGCAUUUGUUUCGCGUUCAUUAGCUUCGUCCUUAUCGAGUCGUAUCUCGCUACGGUGACAUCCUUCUUUCUUGCCUACCGGUUCGUGCCGGAUGCGAAAACGCUGGAGGAAUUUUUCGCCACGGGCAUACCGAUAAGGUUGCAGGAAGGAAUGGACACAUUUUUGAACAAUCUUGAACCACGCUUGAGGGAUGCAAUAAUGGCGCGCGGUGUUGGCGCAUCCGUGUGUGCGCCAUACUCUACCCAGUGCGCUCAUCUGGAAAGCUUCGCAAUGGCUUCGUACCAGAUCAGUGAAAACGUCGGCAUUGAUCCGGUUAGCGGUCGAAAGCGGUCAUACAUUGUGCCGGAAAUGGUGGCAAGAUACAGCUAUUUAUCGUACGCGUUUGCCCGUGGCUCACCGUUGACCGAUCUGGUGGCGAUGUACCUACGGUGGAUGUAUGAGGCCGGGCUGAUGGGUUUGUUUCGGCACCAGUACGAGCAGUAUCUGCAGCCGACCGUGCACGUACACACGGUGGUGGACAGUUCGCUGGAGUUUGAGCAUCUGAUGUCGCUGUGGAUCUGUGUCAGUAUCGGUUGGGGCGUAUCGUGCGGUGUGUUUGUCGUGGAAAUGGGUCACGGAUGGCUGCAAAGAGUUCUAAAAGGAAGGCGUCAGAUUGCUGGAAAUGCUGGAAAACAGGCUUGGUGUAAAGUGGCCAGCAAAACGGGUCCAAUGGCUGGUACGAAGAGUGUGAAAUGA